AUGGGGGUGGGGGGCCAGGGAACGUGUCUGGAGGCAAGAACAGAGGAGGAAGAUAAAGAGAGUGGAGCAGAGGGUUGUUCAAAAUGUCCUGAAAGAGAGAAACCUGGUGGUUUGGAUGUUCUUGAAGAAUAUGAGUUAACUAAAACACUGAAGCACAGCAUGAGACGACAGGUUUUUAAUGUUCUUGUUGGCCAUAUUACAGAGGUUCAUGGGAGGAUUCCCACCUGUAAACAGAGAGAGACAUAUGCCUUGUGCUUUGUUUCUCUUUUCCCUGCUCUAAGAGACCCAUAUUCAUCGAAGGGCUAUGUAAAUCAAGACUUAAUUUUGCUGUUCAAUGUUGAAACAUCUGCAAAAUUACUUGAGCAGUGGCAGAUAGCAUUCAAGCCAAAAGUCAUCAAAGAAGCAAAGUCUCUCUCUUUGACAGCAGAACUUCAAAGUCACAUCGGUGCAGCAGAGAAACAACUGUCUAAAAAUGGAGAAAAAGUUAAAAUCCAUCCCAGUGAUGCAGUUGACAGGCUUAUACAUUUUCAUAAAUCCUGUACCAGUAUUGAACAUCUCUGGAGGCGAGAAGGCCACCAACUAUACCUACUUGCAGUAGGACAAACCAAGAAGAGGAUUGACAAUUUUUAUGUCAUUGUUGACAAGCAGCUCAUCCCCUGUGCAGGAACUACCUCCGUGAGUGCCUUAGAUGAACUUUUCAAAGUUCAUUACUUCUUUAAUCUAACCUAUGAGAAAUCCCUCACAAAUGUCUACACUUUUCUACAGCCAACAAUCUACAACAUUGACAUAGGUCUAACAAGCGAGUUGCCAAGAGUAAGAGAACUAUGUGUGAAAUUGUUAAACAAUGUUUAA
Messenger RNA from Polypterus senegalus (gray bichir), 852 nucleotides. RefSeq lists its product as uncharacterized. NCBI's taxonomy places the organism in Eukaryota, Metazoa, Chordata, Cladistia, Polypteriformes, Polypteridae. The transcript has 6 exons. The coding region runs from base 1 to 852 and encodes 283 amino acids. The record is from RefSeq and is a predicted model, not a curated record.